GUACGACAGGAAAUCCAAGUGCUGAAGUACAACUUGAGGUUGUUGCAGUUUGAGAAGAUUUUCCUUGGAUGGUUCGGUUUCCUCCGAGAAGUCGUCGAAGAGGCGUUUGCAGAAGGACUAUCCGAAGGUCCAGAAGAGGCUUCUGCAGAGGGACUAGCAUCCGAAGCUCGAGAAGAGGAUGGGGACACUAGUAUUGCUUGGAGUUUGCCGAAGCGUUUAUUGAACUUCUUGCAGCGACAGUUGGAUGGCCCGUUGCAGAGGAAAGCCUUUGCGUGGUACCGAUCUUUCGAUUAAGGGCAUAGGUUACUUGGUUCAACGAGUCAGCAUUUUAUUUAGGUGAGAAUAAAUGCAGAGACAUUGAGAUUUGAGAUAGUACGUCAUACCUUCGGAAUAAGAAAGAUAAGAAAGCCUUCAGCGCUAAUAUCGGCGUUACUUGGGACAUGCGCGGAGCGAACUUUCGCGUGACUUCUUCCUGGACAGUGCGAAUUACACGCUACUUUCUCCCAUUGCCACCUACUUCGAACAUCAUAAAGCGUUACUGUCGAGUCAUCCCUUCGCGAAGCGCGUGCUAGAUAUGGAGAUCUUCUCAAGGCUGCGAGAGGAAGAAAGGGGGGAAGGGAAACUACAAGGUGCUCUUUUGCACUCAACUGCAGACGGAGAAGCGCGUAGGUUGGAGGCUGACUUGGUUGGUCAAGACCACUCGAAGGACACAGUUCCAGAUAAACCAAAACUCGCUGAAACAAUGAUCAUAUUAAGGCUUCCCCUAAUCCAUCCCUGUAAAGAACAUAUGUAUCUCAAACUAACAUUCAUAUGCGCCCCAAUUAUACAAGGGAGAUGCUGACGCAUAUGCUUGAGAAAUUUCCACAAAGAUGAAUAGGGGAGAGCUCUAAUCAUAAGGAAAAACAGCAACAAUGUUCAUGCUGUUCCAAAGCGUCCAGGAACCUCACGUGAGCACUUUCGGGAUUCGCGUGGUGUAGAUUUCCAAGUUUCCCACUUUGCAGAUGGCCCACGCAUCAUGCAUGAGCCGGACAACGUGAUCUGGCGACUAAAUCUUGCGCAUGACCGCAUAGGCCUGCCUGGCUGGGUUGCCGCGUCACCAUUGAUCGAGUUGAAUAAUCUGAC
Amoebophrya sp. A25 is the source of this 1122-nucleotide messenger RNA. NCBI's taxonomy places the organism in Eukaryota, Dinophyceae, Syndiniales, Amoebophryaceae. The record is from the annotation of a GenBank genome assembly.